Xyrichtys novacula (pearly razorfish) is the source of this 11051-nucleotide messenger RNA. The record is from the annotation of a GenBank genome assembly. NCBI's taxonomy places the organism in Eukaryota, Metazoa, Chordata, Actinopteri, Labriformes, Labridae.
UGGAGGCUCCUCGUUAAGUGGCAGCAGAGCUAAAAUGUUAUGUUGACUCUACUGUCUUUGCGCAGUCGAGGAAGUAAAGAUGGCAGCCACCAUGAAGACAACUGUGGUAAGUCCAACUUUAAAGCAUUUCUCCUUUAUAAUUAACGCUUUCUGAUGAUUUUUUUACCCGUAGCUGUGUUUAAAGGAGAGAUUAUGUUAACUUUGACGAGGUGAGGCCAAAAUACAUGAUGUCUGAUACGUGUAACGUCUCGUGGACACACCCUCGCGUGGCUCAUGGUCGCUAACGUUAGCUUAACCGCUAGCUCUAUUGCUAGUUAACGUUUGAUUUUUCAGAUAUUAGUCGCGUUUUUAACAAGUUUUGGUGAUAGUUAGGGACGAAACUUUGCAGUAAAUGUUUGUUUUUAUCUUAAAAAGUGAAUAAAACUGCACUUAUUUUUCCGUUUCCAGGUGAAUUAAGCUGUUACCAUUCAUUGGUGAGGCUCAGAUUUAACCCUUUUUCUUGUCUGCAGGCGGUUGAAGACGUGAAUGUCACAUUUGAAGACCAGCAGAAGAUCAAUAAAUUCGCCAGAAACACGAAUCGAAUGACGGAGCUGAAGAAUGAAAUAGAAGCCAAGAAAGUAAGAGCUGUGCUGCUGUCACACAUAUUUACCACUAAAACCAGUAUUAUCAGUGUUUUUGACAGCUCUGCAGAGACUGUUACUGCUGGUGAAAUCAGUGAUAAUAAUCAUAAUUAGGGAAAUGAAGAUUAACUAAGAAGUAUAAUAGGUCUAAUACAAUAAAAAAGUAGGUAACAAAAGUAAGGAGCACACAAAAAACUUUAGGGGCACAGUGAAAAUUGAUCAAAUAAUGUUUGUCUUAUUGGUCGACAUAAGUACUGUUAUUUAAAAUCAAGUUUAGGUCCUUUUAGGGCUGGGCGAUAUGGACCAAAAGUCAUAUCCCAAUAUAUUUAGGCUCAUUAUCGAUAUACGAUAUAUCCUGAUAUUGUUUUCGCAAAGUGAGAGCAAAUGUGUAGUCACAGUCAAAGCCAAAUACGACAUGUCAAAAGUCGUUUUAUUUAAACUGGCCGGAUGAAAUUAUGCUCAGCUGUUCAAAGAACAAUAAAAUGAAAUAUAAAUACUGUAUAACUGCAGGAGUACUUUUGUUUUUUUUUAAAUUGGAGCUUCAUAAGGUGCACAUUUAAGUGAAAAAUAUAUCCUAAAUAAAAAUAGUCCAAAAAGUAAAAUAGGCAAAACUUUUUCUGAAAUAAAUUUAUUUAUAUGACAAAAGCAUCAACAUCUUGACAACUAUAAAUGGCUGAUUAAAAUCAAAUAGCAGAUUUUUUUCUCCUCUCUAACAAAUCCACAGAUGCAAACAAUGAACACUACAAAAGAAUUAAAUAUGACAAACCCUAGUAAGGGCAGCAUUUACAUGUAUAAAGACAGAGCAAAAUAAAGAGCUCAGUUUAAGAAAAUUGUUCUUAAUCAUCAUUUUGAGAUUAUUUGUUUGUCUUUCUUAUCUUCUUAACAGUCUCAACCAGUUGCACAAGACUCUGAACUCAGUAAACAUUUCCACCUCUUCUCUCUUUUUUUACUUUGAUAAACAGUUAUCAGCCGUCUUGGGGUAGACAUUAGAGGACAGACAAGUGUGUCUUUCUUUGUUUAAAGAUUAGGUCCUAGGUCCUUUGAUCUCAUGACAUGGAAGCUACUGAAGAAAAUGUUGUUGUUUUUUUUUUUAAUUAAUAAAAAAUACACCAAUUUUAGACGAUUUCACAACCAGAUCAAAACUUCUCACAGGAGCUUUAAAUAGAAACAGUUCAGGGUGUUUUCAUAGGUCGUGACUCAAAUGGUGUGGUCCACAAGACGUCAGUCAUAACACCAUGACUACAAGUACCUCAAACAUAAAUAAAGAUGGUUGUCAUUGUUGAUGUGAUUAUUAUUAGGAGUGUAAUGUCACCUUUAGUGUAUCUUAAAGUUCGUCACAAAGAAAAGAAACGCAGACAGAUGAACGAAGGUUAGGUAAAUAUUAAAUGACGGAUACGUAGCUGCAAUAUUAAAUAAGUAGGAUUUAGUUUGUAGUUUUACUUUCAUGAGAUUUGGGUCAGUAACUCAUUUUUGAAAGUGGACCUCGACUUAAAAUGAGCAUUUAAAACCCUAAACAGAUGUAAUAACUAUAAUUAUUUAUAUUCUUAUAACUUUUAUUUUUAUUUUUUAUAAAACCAGUCUCUUAAUUCUUCAUUUUCACUUUUGUAAUACUUGUGUCCCAGUUGAAUACUUUCCCUUCUGCGUGUUUUCAUACGCUGUCGCCUUAGAAAACACUUGUGACGAAGCUUGUAGACGUUAUAAUUGGCUCGUUUAUGGGCCCAAGUGAAUUCAGUUCACAGGACCUAGUUUCUUUUAUGAGAACUUGAGUGUUUGUUGAGCUGUUGUAAGGAGGUGUUGAGUAAACUUAAUGGUCACUUUCCAAUGUUUGCUCUACCCUUGGAUCUGGACCACACCUCUUGGCACAACACAUGACCAUGAUGUCUGUCUAAUCAUUGCUGUUUUUUUUUUAAGAUGAGUCACUGAAGGGCAGUGCAGCUUCUCGAGUCUUUAACUGUUGACACCCUAAUUAACGAGCUUCCCUGAUGGUCUGCUAAUGUCGUCACACAGAAGUUGCUUCAAAACCUCCAGGACGCCAGUGACGACCUGAUGAUGUUUGAUGACGACACUCUGUUAGUACCCUAUCAAAUUGGGGACGUCUUCAUCAAUCACACCCAAGAAGAAACACAAGAGAUGCUAGAGGCUGCUAAGGUGAGUUUCAGAGUCUAUAGGUCUGUCAGCUCCAGUUUAAGACCUGUUCAACCAGAAUCAUUGAGUAAAUAAGACUAAGGAGAAGAUCUUACAUUUGAUAAUAGACACAGAGAUUAAUUUGGGUCGCAGCCUUAAGUUCAAACUGUCUAAAAAAGUGAGUAAAGUAAAGCUGAAAGGACUGAAUUCAUUUAAUUCAUUAUUCUUUAAUUACCUUUGUCAUGUAUAGAACAUCAAAAUAUCACAAAUAUACCAAACAUCACAAAAAAAAGACAUUUCUGUAUCUAUUGCUACCGCCUUUUUUGGUCAUGGUCAUUUUUCUUUUUUUACACUGUAGUUCAGAGAGGUGUUGUUUACAUACUUUCAACUUAAUUUUAUGUUAAUUUUGCCAACAAACCUUCCUCUGCCAGAGUAUCAACUUACAAAUCUGACAUAUCAGCAUAUUUUUCUUGCUUCAUUUUCUUGGAAAUCUUUGCCCGUUUUAUCGGAUUUCUGUUCAAUUCUGGGAUUGUUAAUAUUUUAAAUCCUCUGACUUUGAUGUUUUCUAAAAUAGAAAAGCAGGUAUUUCCAAAAAAGAUUUUAAAAAUUAGGGUAUGGAAAAGUAUGAAAAUUCCAACUUUUAUGGAGAGGUCGUGGUUAGAAAAGGUUGAAAAUCAUUGGUCAUACCUCUUAAUCAUUAAAACCCCCAAAAAGGACGAUUUCAAAGUGAUUUCACCGCCUUAUUUGUUUCCAACAGGAGUGUACCCUUUGGAUUUCCAGGCUUAAGCACUAUGCUCUGUUGAUAAUCAGAUUGUGUUCUGAUGCAACAUUAACUCUCCAUAUCAACGCCGUUUUAGCCGUAAGCACCUUUUCUCUCACGGAAAGAGGUUGGAUAAAAGUCAAGAACUUGUUUCGGUGCACUUUUGGAAUAAAAUAAUUCAGGAGUGUAUGAAACCGAUAAUCCUUUUCUUAACUCCCUCUGAGCUCGUGCUUUAACAAAUCUGGUCGUACAGAUGCUGCUCAGUGCACAUUUAUUUGCUUCGCGGCUGCAAAUCACGAACACACCGAGAAUAAUCUUUAAAGAUGGCUGUGUUGAUUUGUGAACCGGAACAGAAGCUUGGCAUUUACUCAUGCGGUCUGCAGGUUUUACAAAAGCGAGACACACACACAGACACAGACUCUUAACUUAAAGAGAACUAUAUGACUUUAAACUCACACAGUGUUUUGCACCUGUAUUAAAUUGAACAUAUAAAUCAUGCACAGGUUAUUCCUGCAUCAGUUUAUGUUGAAAAUGUCUCUUUGUAGUUUUUUUUUAUUGCAGCAGCUGUAAGAAGAUUUAAAAGCCUUUUUUUUUGUAAAGGUGCCCAGAUAACAAAAGUGCCAUUGUGAUGCUGAGGAUUCACAAAACUGUUAUUCAAAUUUCUACUGUAUAACUCGAUAAAAACGACACUUUUAAGGCAAAACUUUGUCCGUGAGUACAGAGGGAAAUCUUUAACAACUCUUUGUAUUUAGAAACAUGCAAAUUUUAUUCCCAGGGAAGGUUUACAUCAUCUUAUUUAACAUUUGAGUGGUCAAAGUUUUGGGUUUUUUAUGUUUUAAAGCCUUAAAAAAGAGAAAUAUGUGUCUGAAAAGUUGAUGGACUCUCUUGCUUUCAGUAGUGAGGGUCUUUUCAGUGAUUUGACCAAAAUAAGACACAAAAUGCACAUGCAGUGAUACUUGGUCAGCAACCAAGAGUUCACCAGGACGGGACAGUGUGUGCAUGACUCGACCCGACCACCAAAUCUGGCUCUUUCAUUCGUGUUGGAAGACAUUAAGCAGCCAGAUGGCGGUUUGCUCUCAGGGGCGUGUGAGAUCCUCCCCGGUCAGUUUGGACGCUUCAAAGCUGAUGAACUACAAAGAGAGCAGGAACUGACCGAGAAGAAGUUCAGAUCAGUGCCUGUCCUCCCUUCUGUCUCCUCCUUUGUGUCCUUGGUUUUGCUGUUGAUUCAUCCCACUACAGAGCAGCGUACUGCAAAGGCCUCCGCUGAUGAAUGUGGAUCAGUCUGCCACACUCGCUGCAUCGCAAAUGUGAAACCAACAGAGCGCUUUACAUCUCGUAUCUGCUGAUUAUCAAUGAGUUUGACGCUGUGACGUUUCCCUCUAGAUUAUUUUCAUCCUACAGGUAUUAAAGUGUUAUUUCUAAGUGUCUUUAACCUUGAUGAUAUAUAACAUUCAGCCAGUCCUCUUUUAACCCGAGUUUUCACGCUCUCUGAUCAGGAAGCGCUGGAGCUGGAGGUCAAGGGUCUGGAGGCACGGGUGUCAGCCAUACAGGAGUUGUUGGGGGAUCUGAAGGUCCAGCUCUAUGCCAAGUUUGGUAACAACAUUAACCUGGAGGCUGAUGAAAGCUGAGCACUGAAAUGGACUCUGACAGCUGCCCCAGUGUGGACUCUUUCUUUUCUUUUUUUUUUUGUGCAGUUCUUGUAUCACAUUCACUGAAUGCCAAACGGGGAGGACUCAGCGUGUUUCAAAGCUUCUGUCUCUGUUUACUCAGCUGAUCAGUCUCAUCUUAGUUUUAGUAAACAAACUCAUAAAAACAAAGAAAAUCACCCCGUCUAUUUAAUACGUAUGAUUGCUUUGUACUUUGUUGGUCAAACUGAAGUAAAAACAGAAAAAAAUACAGUGUUGUACUUCACAAUAACAUCCUACACUCAUGAUCUCUCUCUCUCUGUGGCAUACCCAGAUGAUAAGAUACUAACACACGUCUAUUUAACACAUCACUGUGCCAUUAAAUCCCUUUAUUAGAAACUUGAAGUGCUUGAAUUGGUCCUUUAACAUUUUACAAGUGAAUAAUCUUUAUUUGGGAUUUUGUGGUUUUGUAACACUGGUAACACUUUAUAUAAACUCACACUUAGCACACCUGUAAAGUCUUAUAAAUGCAUUUAAAAGGUGUAAUAACUAUCCUUUUAAGUGGUUAUGAGCAUUCAGAUUUUAGAGCCAUGUGUACUGAUAGUAAAUGAGGCCUAAGAAAGGUUUAAUUUGUUUUCUAUCUUGAUUAAAAACAAGCUUAAGUGUCUUUUAAAUUCAACAACUUUAUGCGGUUACUAUGAUUCAUAGAGACACACGAGGUUAUCCAAUAUGAUAAAAGUUAUCAUCUCUAUAAGAAUGAUGUCUUCUUAGUACUUAUAAAAUGCUACAACACUUAGGCGCCCCCCUGUGGACACACUCAUACCUUGAUUUUUAGCAUUAAAACUGACUUCAGAGGUUUUAUAUUAGUUGUUGCCAUUGCUCUUGUUUGCCUUUUUAGGACAUCAUUGUUAGUUUCAGUCUGUUUUUCAACUUUGUAAAACUCCUUAUAGUGCCUUUAAAGUAACAGGUUUUUGAUGAUCCUGCAUUAGAGCGGAUAAGCAGUAUAAUGUGGCUGUAAGUAAAGCAGACAAAUACUGUAUAAUUGUUUGAAUAAUACAUUUUUAAAACAUUUAAAUAUUUUAUUCAAUGUAAUUUAAGGACACUUGAUUCCUGUAUCAUAUAUUCCUUUUUGAACUACAUUAAAUUAUUAGACAAGGUUCUUAAAAAUGGGAAAAAAUAGACCAGGAAAAACAUUCCUGUGAUUCACAGAGUACAAACAGAAAAGACUUUAAAACUGGAUCAAGCUGUGGGAGUUAUUUUGUCAUGAAACCCAGAAUUUGAAGCUAAUUUUGCUUCUUUUUUGCUGCUACAAGUCAUGAAUACUUAUAAUACCUUCCUAGGAUUGUUUUAAAACCUUACAAAUGCAGUUAUGAUGCAUUAUAAGAGGUGGGUUCAUUUAAAGUGUUACUGCAGGUCAAAUCAAACUAUCUAACUGCACAUUGAAGAUCAAGCAUGUCAUGAUAUCCAGAUAGCACCUGAUUUAUCUGAUUUUAGCAACUUCCAGUUAAAAAAGAGUUUUUAUAAAUCCUAAACCAACCUUGCUGAAAGUUUCCCUGCAUAGUUUUUGUUACCUGAUGAAUAAAUUCUUCACUAAGAUCUUCUCAUGGCUCAGAUAAAUGAGCAGAUGCCAGAUCAAGAGAAUGCUCGACUGAAAACUAGAGAAACGACUUUUAAUUCGUACUUUUAAUCUACUAAUUAUCAGACUUUGUGGUUCUAAAAAUCGUCGGCAUGUGAAUAUUGAUGAAUCAGUCUUUGUGCACAAGCGUGCAAAACCACAGAUGUACAAAAAUAAGGAGUCUGCUGUGGAGAUUAAAACGAAGUGGAGUUUUUCUAUGAAGUUAUAGGACACUGACAGCAGAAGUAAAUAUUUUUCUGAUAAACUCAUAUUGUUAUUGCAUCUGUCGGCCAAGAAAUGCAGCAUGCAAAAGGAAAAUUCUACACACCGAUUGCUCAACAUAAAAGUAUAGAGAAAGAGCAUAAAAAGGAUAGAGUGCAGUGAUAAAAACAGGAGACAGAGUAAAAUCCGCCCUCAUAUGAAAAUAAAGAUGAAAUGCAGCACAUUGAUUGCCCGGGAUGGAAAGGUAUUAAAAAGGAUAAUACAGAUUCAAAUGAGAAAAAAAGUAAAUAUAUAUGUUGGUUUGAAGAAAACUUUGAAAAAGUCAGUAAAGGAAAGUGAAAAAAGUUAAUAUCUUUAUUCACUGUAACUGAGCAGCUGAUUGGCUAACGUGACAGUCUGGUGAACAAACAUGGUCUUUUUACAGACAUUUUCAAUUUAGGUCCUUUAUAUUAAUAUUUGGUCUACUAUGAAAUCUAAGAACCUGAGUUAUUUCAAUAUGAAUAUUUUAGUGUUAUCUUUUGUGUAUUUUUCUUAAGUGAGGGUUCCUUUGAAAUCAUUCGGAAAUAGAUGAAAACUCUUUUUCAGCUACUACUGGAUCAAUGUUCAAAUGGAGCAACAAGACAAGUAAAAACUGCAUUAUUACAAACAAAUUUAGGGUAGAUUUUUUUAUGUUUGUCAAAAAAGAAAGAAGUCCAAGCAUUGAACCCUGGGGUACUCCGUGUAUUAGCUUGGAUCUGAAUAAUUUUUACCCUUUAGCUGAUACGUACAGUUAUCUGUCCUUUAUAUAAUUUCAAAGCAACAUCAUAAUAAGAUAAUCACUUAUUGCUUCUUGUUAUUUUAAAAUCAACAAUUUUAUUUGCUUACAUGAGCUAUAUCAUUAAAAUACUUGACAAGAUCCAUGAAGAGAAAAAAACAGAAAUAUUUGGGUGAAAAACUCAAAAGGCUGCAUUAUAUAUAUGUUUUUUAAAGGAGUGAAUUCUAUCCAAACACAAACAACAUCAUUGAAUCUGAAAUUAUCGAAAUCACAGAGUUGAUGCAUUAUUACAAACCCUGGAAAGAUUGUUGUAUAUCAAAAACAGAGGAGGACCAAGGAUGGAACCCUGAGGUAUCCCAGGGUAGCUUAAAUUAAAACGAUUUUGCCCAUUUACAGAAACACACUUUGAAAUAAUGUUUCAAUUGUCUUAACGCAACAAAAUGCCACACUCUUAUAAUCAAAUCAACAAUUAUAUCAGCCUGCAUGUACAUCUUAUACAAAAACUGGACAAAAUCCAAGGAGAGGAAAGAAAGAGACGAAAAAAAGAUAUGUAUUAGGAAAAAUAUGUUGUUGACACAAGUGAACUGUCUCACAGCAUCUUACAAUCUGACAGUUUAGUUUGCCAAUUAUUUCCACAUCUAUAAGAACGAUAAUGUAUAUAAGUACGUUGAUUUUAUUGCGUUGACAUUAUUGCAGCAGCUUCAGAAGUCAAACCACAAAUGUAAAAAAAGUGCAGUUGAAGUCCUGAGAGCAGACUCAGCAGGAACUGCAGCAGAUUUAUUUUUUCUCUGAUUGUCUUAGCUCCAGUUUUUGGAAUAAACCCCUCUGUAUAUACUUGAUGUUUGGUGGCACCCACCAACAUCAACAAUGCACAAACCUCAUUAAAUCGAACCCUCCAGUGUGGCCCUGCAUGAGCUAAUAAAAUAUCUGGGAAAAGAAAAAAAAAAACAACACAGGAACGGGGAGCUUGAAGUUAUGGCAGACUCCUCUGGAGGAUCAAGAUCUCAAUUAACAAGUUUCUCCUCCCCGUAGGUUUUUCCUGCUGAACAUUCAUAGCUAUGAUUAAGAGGAACUCCACCCACACACACUUGUCUUUAUGCACAGCUUGUUAAAGCGGCAGCUCAGAGCAACACACAUGGAAAUGACUGGACUUAUUUCCCAGAUGGCCUUGUUUACUCUCUGCCCCCUCUCUCUCCUCUCUUUUCUCUUUUUAUCCAUUCGCUUCUAUCCAUCCUCUCACUCUGCUGCUUCCUCUCUAAUGACACAGAUGUUGGUAUUUAUCAACUGUGCGAUUGUAGAGAGCAUUAGGAACACUUUGACAGCUUUUGAAGAUGAUUACGUCUGGCGUGCUAAACCGUCACAUAAGGUGGGACGCUGCAGUUUGCCUGGAUUUGAUGAUUCAUUUUUGCCUGUGUUUGCUUUCAAGAACAGCUGUAGAAAUCCUGCUAAUUAAGUCAAAAUAUUCCCCAACACAAGCUGAAUUUGUGACUGCAGCAACGGCAGAAACAGACCAGGAGGUGUCUCUGUCUCCCCAUUCAUGCCGCCGCCAAAAUCAAACCCUUACUUUGCCCUUAGAUUAGCUUUUGAUUUCCCUGGAGAUGGCUGCAAAAAUGAAGGGAAUGCAUGAAACACACUUCUUAGAUGGCUUCAAGGGAAAAUUAUGAAUGAGAUAUGAUUGCAAUAAUUGGAAAAAACAGGGAUGAUUGGAGGAUAGAUUAAAAACAAAGUAAAAAGUCAUAACUCUACAUUCAACUCAGAAUCACACCUUUCCAAACAUCAUAUUUUAGGUUUCCUCGACUCUGUGCACACGUCGUCAUCAUCCUCUGCACUGGUGCGACUGUGAGAAAUAGUGUUUGCCCACUGUCUCUGUAUGUCAGCUCAAAUGUCAGGAGAGUCAACCUCAGACGCUUUUGAGAAAUUCACAGCAGCUUCAGCCAUUCUUCUUCACACUGCAGGUUUUCUUUCUCAGCCAGCUUAACUCAUGAGCGGUGAGGAGGAAUUUAGCCGCUGCUCAAAAGCACAAUCUCACACGCCACCUGUCAGAGGCCAUACGGUUCAUAAUGUGUGGACUAGUAUGAGUAUUUCCAACACCUGAGGCGAAAACCCGCCAAUAGUGGGUUGUGGAGGUCUCUGUUUUUCUCUCAGCUUUCUCAAAUCUUCACUCCUGGUGAAGAAAUGCCUCGUCACGUUUGAACCAGAAAUUAUAAAGCCUCAAAGGUUAAAGCGAUAAAGAGAUCAGUGAGAGCUGAAUUAAGAUGAAAAUAUCUUAAGAAGUGUUAAAGAAAGUGAUUUAGAGAAAAGAGACGUAUGUUUCUGUGUCAGGAAGGAAGAGUAACAAGUCAGUGUUACAGCUCCUGUGAGAGAAUUAAAAAAGCAAAGGUAACACUUUACAGUAACCAUAACUUAUAAAUGCUGAAUAGACCAUUUUUAAUGGUAAGCAGAUAGUUUUUUUAAAUAUUUAAUCAUCAUUUAUAAAUAGGAUUAAGACCACUAAUAAAUUGUAAAUUUUACCAUUUUAAAACCCUAACUCUAACUUUACAAAAACCAUCUAAGUAGUGUUUAUAGAUGGUUUAAAAAAAACAAAUAUUAAUCAUUUACAAAGAGCAACUGACACACAUUUUAAUCUAUAUCAACCUUUAAUAAAUAGUCUAUUAAUAAUUAAUGAAAAUUAUUAAUCAUAAUUUCAUUGCUUGUUAAUGGUAGAGAAACUUAACUUACAUUAAUAAACUAUCUGUUUGCCAUUUAUAAGUGGUCUAUCUACUGUUUUUAAAUGAUGAUGAAACAUUAAUAAACUAUCAAUUUACAUUAAUAAAUUAUGGUUACUGUAAAGGGUUACCAAAGCAAAUUUAUAAACUAAAAGUUCACGAAUUGGUCCUUUUAAAGACGUCAGCUAAACGUAUAUUUAGAAUGAAAACACUGUCUCUGUUACAGCUCUGUACCCUCUCUUCAUACUGUACAUACAUCCUUUCUUCUUCUUCUUCUGUUGAGGUUUUGUUUACAAAUCCACUUCCUUGUACUUUUCACCUUCCGUAUCCAAGCUUGGUGUUCGAACUCUGGCACAUGUGUAGAUCAGUUAGUCCAGUUUUAGACCAAUGGAAGAGUGUGCAUGCAUGUUAGUCCGACUAUGAGUAAAUACAUAUGCACAAGCUAGCCUCAGUCUAGGUGGCGCUAAUGCACCGUAAAUGCUAGUUGUCAUGACGGAAUAGUAAAAAUGAUACUAAUAUGGUUGUAAAUUGUCUCCUACUUGACAAAAAUAAUAAGUACAACAGAAAUGUGUGUAUGAUCUUUAACACUGUGAGUCUUAAUGUGAAAAUAAAUCAAAUUAAGUGUG